Ustilaginoidea virens is the source of this 1677-nucleotide messenger RNA. RefSeq lists its product as uncharacterized. Gene Ontology annotation, molecular function: protein binding. Lineage: Eukaryota; Fungi; Ascomycota; Sordariomycetes; Hypocreales; Clavicipitaceae. The coding region runs from base 1 to 1677 and encodes 558 amino acids. The transcript has a single exon. Gene Ontology annotation, cellular component: nucleus. The record is from RefSeq and is a predicted model, not a curated record.
AUGGGCGACGUCGAUCCUCCACGGAAGCAGCUGCUCUGCCGUCGGCUUCAGCUGACCAAAGGUCUCAGUGACUUGCCCUACGACUUGGUUCUCUAUCUUCAACGAGCUGUCGUGCACUCCGACCUGGGCUAUCCCGAUCUAGCCGCCGGCGAUGCCUACAGAGCGCUUCUUCUGACGGAUGAGGUGUGCAAUGAAGAGUUUGAGUAUCAUGAAGAGGCCUUGGCCAGUCUGAUGACGCAUACCGGCGUUGUGAUUCCUGAAGUCAUGGUUCAUGGAAAUCUCCCUGAAGAAUGGCCCCCGGCUGCCAUGGAGAGUCUGAGCGGAAGCGAGGAGGCGGCGCGCCGCCUUGCAGGCCUUGCCUCCAUCCGGGCCUACCAGAUCUUGUCACUGAGCUUGCUGCUUUGCGGCUGCUUGAAAUCUGCGCACAACUUUUGCCAACGCGGCCUGCAACUAGCUCCCAGGAACAGGGAGCUGCUCAACACACGCGACCACAUCAAGACCGUUGCUCAACGCCGGCUUCGCCGCGACGAGUUCGAUGUCAACGACCUGCCAGAUCACGGUCUCGUGCGCCGAGAGGUCUAUCCAUGGAACACCCACGAGCCAGACCGGUUCUCGCCGGCCUCGCUGGACGCACUGAACGCUGAAUUGCGAAAGAUGGCGCCCAAAUGCGCGGUGCAGAUUGCAACGCUGCCAGUCCUGCUGGAGGCGGCCAGCGACACAGACCACUACGACAUCAUCCCGACCUGCAAGCAGCUGGGUGUAUUUGCAACCGAGGACAUUGAACCGGGCGAAGAUGUCUUGAGAGAAUACUCUCUCUUGACAGCCAACAAUCGUCUAAAGGACCCCGUCUGCGACGCUUGCAGCUCCGACCUCCCGCCGUUGGCUAGUGAGCAUGCCGCCGCCGUCAGCUGCGAGGAGUGCCAUGAUACCGUGUUUUGCAGUCAAUACUGCCACGACGUUGCCCAAGAGCGAUAUCACCCCUCGGUGUGCGACAAGGACGUCGACGCCAUCGCCAAGGAUUCGGCAGCCUCCGAGGCUGACGAGACGCUCCAUCUUCUGCUAUUGUCCCGUGCUCUGGCCCUGUCUGCCCACCAGGAAACCCACCCCCUCGAUCUGCGAGAGGUCAGGUUCAUUUGGGGAGACUUUGUGCCGACAGCGACCAACGACAUUGACAUCUCGCCAAGGGCCGGACCGCCCCCGGAAUGGACCCUGCCGUUCUCUUUCAAGUACAGCAUUGAAACACCGCUCCACAUCCUGGAGAAGAUGGACAUUGACAUUUAUACGUCCCUUCCGCGCUACGACCUGUGGGUGUUGAACACCUUGUACUCCAAGUUCCGGGGAACCGCGUCGGCCAGGAAAAACCCUCGGGACGGCCGGCCCGAUGUCGCAGCUGUCCAUCCGUACUGGUGCUUGGCCAACCACGACUGCGAUCCAAACGUGACAUGGGACUGGGGCGGUCGAAUGGUGCUCUGGGCUCGGCGGGACCGCGUCGUGGGCGGCUGUCCAGGCGGCGGCAUCAAGAAAGGCGACGAGAUUCUGAACCACUACUGCGACGUUUCCCUGCCAGUGCAGCUGCGUCGAGAAUGGGCCCGGGGCAGUCUCGGCGGCUGGUGCAUGUGCAAGCGUUGCAGGGACGAGACGGCGCAAAGCGACGGCUUGUCGAGGCCCACGGCCUGA